AUGCCUUCCCUCUUACGACGCCCCUCUUCCUUGGCCAGCGCUUCCAGUGAAGAGAGUGACUGGCUGAAUGAACAUGCGAUUGUUAGCGACAAGGAGUACAAUGCCAUUUACUUCGAUGGAUACGCGGAGAAGCCUAUCAGCGAGCAAUUGGAGCCUAUAGCCGUUGUUGGAAUGGGAUGUCGACUCCCAGGGAACGUCUCUUCUCCCGCCCAGUUCUGGGAUAUGAUGAUCAACAAAGGGACAGGACGAACAGCCAAAGUUCCAGCUUCCCGAUUCAACAUCGACGCUCAUCUUCACCCAAAUAAUGAACGCCCAGGAUCAUUUAAUGCCCCUGGCGGAUAUUUUCUGGACAGCAGCCUCCAGGAAUUCGACCCUGUCGUUUUCAACAUCUCACCCGUGGAGGCGAUGUGGAUGGACCCUCAGCAGCGGAAACUCCUCGAGGUGGUCUACGAAGCAUUCGAGUCUGGUGGUGUUUCUCUUAAUAAGAUUGCAAAUACCAAGACCGGAGUCUUCGUUGGCAGUUUCACCAGUGACUUCCAGCAGAUGUCGUUCAAAGAGCCCGACUUUCGUCACAGCUAUGCAGCCACGGGGGUCGACCCCGGCAUCAUUUCCAAUCGUAUCAGCCAUGUUUUCAAUAUCUCCGGACCGAGUAUGACUGUGAAUACCGCGUGUUCAUCGUCGGUAUAUGCGAUGCAUAAUGCGUGCAAUGCACUGCGCAACAAUGAGUGCAACGGGGCGGUGGUUGGAGGAACCAACUUGAUCCUGACCGUCGACCAGCAUAUGAACACAGCCAAGCUAGGAGUCCUGUCACCCGAUUCGACCUGUCACACGUUUGACGCGUCGGCCAAUGGCUACGGGAGAGCCGAGGGUGUAGGCGCAGUCUACCUCAAACGUCUCAGUGAUGCGGUCCGGGAUGGCGACCCGAUCCGAGGUGUGCUGCGAUCUUCAGCUGUGAACAACAACGGAAAGGUUCCUGGGGUCGGCAUCACUCAUCCAAACCUGGAGGGACAGGUACAGGUAAUUCGUCACGCCUACGAACGUGGUGGUGACUUGGACCCGCGUCUUACAGGAUACUUCGAAUGCCACGGAACCGGCACUGCGAUUGGCGACCCUCUGGAGAAGCCGGCAUCAUCCCGCCCACUCGAGGCGUCGAGAACCCCUAACCCAAACAUCGACUGGGAGAACUGGCACGUCAAGGUACCUAGUAUGCCCCAGCCUUUCCCAACCCACCUUCCUGUCCGACGAGUCAGUGUCAAUAGCUUCGGAUACGGCGGAACCAACGGCCAUUUCAUUGUCGAGGGCGCAGACUCACUGGUCCCUGGAUACUCCCAUGGCCGGAAAAAGACUAAGCCAACUGAGCGAGGCGUUUUCCACCAAAAGCGGCCCUACCUGCUGCCCUUUUCUGCACACGACAAACCCACGCUGAUGCGCAAUAUCGAGGCGUAUGCAAAGGUGUUAGACGAUUACAAUAUCGUCGAUUUGUCAUAUACCCUGGCCAAUCGGCGAUCCAAGUUAGCGAGCCGCGGCUUCGUCGUCACUUGUCCCAACGAGACUACAAAAGCUUUCGGAGAGGUAGCCCAGUCUUUUGUUUUCGCGGACAAGAAGAAAACUCCCGCUUUGGGAUUCGUUUUCACAGGUCAAGGUGCCCAAUGGGCACGCAUGGGAUGCGAGCUCAUGUUGUACUAUCCGAGCUUUCUGCGGACAAUUCGCAAACUCGACCAAGUUCUUGGGGAUCUCUCCAACGGCCCCGAAUGGACCUUGGAGGAUGUCUUGCAUGAAGAUUCCUCAGAAUCUCGCAUCGAUGAGGUUGAAUUUUCUCAACCCCUGUGCACCGCUAUUCAGAUGGCGUUGGUUGACUUAUUGGAUUCUUGGGGGGUCAAGCCAGCGAUUACAGUGGGCCAUUCCUCGGGAGAGAUCGCUGCCGCGUAUGCGGCUGGUUUGGUUGGCUUCAAUGAGGCCAUCAUCGCGGCUUACUUCCGCGGCAAGGCCGUCAAGGAUAUCGACACCGAUGGAGCCAUGAUGGCUGUAGGACUCGGCGCUGAAGCUGUCCAGUCAUAUCUUUCUGGAUACGAGGGAAAAGUGGUGGUGGCAUGUCAUAAUUCCCCAGCACUCGUCACAUUGAGUGGAGAUGCGGCUGCCAUUGGUGCUGUGAAGGGCAAGCUGGACGCGGACAGCGUCUUUGCACGAGUCGUCAAGACGGGUGGAAAGGCAUACCACUCGUUUCAUAUGAAGCCAGCCUCCGCAGUUUACCGCAAGCUCAUGCACGAGGCAGCUUCCGAGGUUGAAGCAGGAAGUCGCAAGUCCACCAGGGCCGUGAUGGUCUCCUCGGUCACGAAUACCCCUCUGGAUCCCACACAGCCGCUGAAUGCGGACUACUGGUGCGCGAACCUGAUGAGUCCCGUCAAAUUAAACCAGGCAGUUCAUACCAUCGGAUCCAAUGCGCAAUACAAGGUCGACGUUCUCGUUGAGAUCGGACCUCACUCCGCGCUCAAGGGCCCCAUCAACCAGAUAUGCCGGACGGAGAAAUUCGACAAGAUCGACUACCUCCCUACGAUGCAACGCGGAGGAAACUCGGCGAUCCAGCUAUUAAACCUGGCCGGUCAGCUCUUCCUAAGGAACUUCCCCCUGUACUAUGAUCGAGUCACUGCAAUUGAGCAGAUCUCCCCGACUGGCAAGGUCCAACUGAAGAAGGGCAAAUUACUGGUCGACCUGCCGCCGUAUCAAUGGAACUACCCGAAAGACCUCUGGGCAGAGCCGCGACAAUCGACAGAGCAUCGGGCUCCCAAACAUCCUCGACACGACGUGCUAGGUACUCGUAUCCCAGGAGGCUCGAAAACCGAACCCACGUGGAGGAACUGUCUGCGGAUUGUGGAUCUGCCAUGGCUAAAGCACCAUUCGCUUGGCGGCGAGGCAGUAUUCCCCGCUGCUGGCUACUUCAGCAUUGCCAUGGAAGCUCUUACCCAGGUAAAUGAGGACAGUUCCAGUCCGAUAGAGAUAGCAGGAUUUACUCUUCGGGACGUUUCGAUAAAAGCGGCCCUCGUGGUUCCCGACGAUGACGACGGGAUUGAGACCCUGUUCGCUCUUCAGCCGAGUGUCUAUUCGGAUGACGCGGGGCGCGCCUGGUGGGACUUCAAUGUGUCGUCGUGCUCGCGAGAUGGCCACUGGAACAGCCAUAUGACCGGCACCGUUGGCGUCAAUCCAUGUGCUGCUAGACAACCCCCGCGACAUGUCCCGACCUUCACCCAGCGAGCCACAGGAAAGGCGUGGAACCAGGCGCUGAAAACCGUCGGCUUCGACUAUGGACCCUCCUUUCAAGACAUGCAGAGCAUUCGCACAGACGGAAAAAGCUACCAAGCAGCCGCAUCGACCGUGGUGAAACGGAGCUCCGGUAUAGUUGAAGGUGAAUCUCGUUACGUUUUGCAUCCGGCGUGUAUGGAUUCAUGUCUUCAGCUCAUCAUUGUUUCGAUCUACGCUGGUCGCAUUCAGGACAUGACAUGUGGUGCCGUACCCAUACAAGUAGACGAGGUCUCAGUUUGGCUACCCUCCCAAACCCAGGAGGAAAAAAGUGACGCACAGGCUUAUGCUUGGACCGACGAGAGAGGAUUUCGAUCUUUCGUCUCGGGAACACAGCUGGUGGGAAGUGAUGGCCAACUUCUCUUGUCUAUCAAAGGAAUGCGUUGCGUUUCCUACGAGGCCGCGGUGCCACAGAGGCGUGGGUCUGAGAUCAAAGAGCAGCCGUUCAUGCAAAUGACUUGGGACAUCGACAUCGACGCACUCACGGAAUCAAGUCCAAUUAAGGAUCUCAGCACCAGUGACUUGGUGGCACUGGCUGCUUUCAAAAAGCCGGGUCUCAAGGUACUCGAUCUGGCGGCCCAGGACCCAGUUUCAAUCAGCAAAACCAGCGAUUUGAUCAACUAUACGGCCACGACAGCCACUGAUGCCCAAGUUGACGUGCUCAAACAAGCCAUUUCUGGUUAUCAGCGAGCAAGUGUUCUAAAAGUCGAUCCUGCGAUGGAGCUUGAGCUACAGGGUUUGAAAGGCAACGAGUUUGAUCUUGUCAUUUUGGGAACUCCAACGGAAGGCUCCAAGCUUGAGUGGCUACUGGCACCCGGCGGUCGAGUCAUUGGAAACUCCGAUAAGUGCUUGUCCUUGAAUGAACGCUUCCAGGUGAUGAGGUUGAUGAAUGGCGUUGCCAUCGCCACACCCAAACAAGCGCAGAAUGGUGCUGCCCUUAGCCACGGCAACGGUACCACUGGUGAUUCAACAAUUACCAUUGUCUAUCGCGACAACAUCACUGAUAUUCCCGGAGAGCUUCUUCAAGCCCUUAAGCCACUGGGAUCGUGUCAACUCGUUGCACUAGCCGAUGUACAAAUUGCGCCGGGCGAGCACGUAGUGAUAACCUGCGACCUUGAAGGACCCUUCUUGUCGACACUCCAGGAAAACGAGCUGUCUCGCUUGCAGGAAAGUCUCACCAAUGCCUGUUCCGUUCUUUGGGUGACGGUGGGAGGGUUGAUCAAUGGUACGAUGCCAGAACAAGCCAUGGCCUCCGGACUCGCGCGCUCCGUGACUUCGGAGAUGGCAUCGCUCGACUUGACGACUCUCGAUUUGGACCUGAGUAACACAUCUCUGAACUGUGCUGUCCAUGAAAUCGUCCGAGCUGUGGAACGGCAGAUCACCCACGCGGGCGGAAAGGAAUCAGAAUACUGCGUCGCGAACGACCGGGUGCACAUAAGUCGAGUGGUGGCGAAUGAUACGCUCAAUCAUCAUUACGGGCCCCAGAGCUCAAUCGUGCAGUCUGUGCCUUUCAAACAGUCUGACAAACUGGUGGGAAUGCCGCAAGCCUCGAAGUUGGUUUUCACUUAUGAUGUCCGGGCCGACCAGACUGUUGGGCCUGAUGAAGUCCAGGUUCGAGUGGCCUUGAGCGACCUAAACAAAGAAGAUGUCUUGGUUCGCAACGGUACCGAUCCACUAACAACAUUUUCCCAUGAAAUUUACGGAGAAGUCACCCAGAAAGGAUCGAACGUCAAGGAGCUCGAAGUUGGUGACUACGUCGUUGGAUUCAGUCACGACAGGCUGGCCAGCUUCCAGACCGUCCAUGCGGGCAUGGUCCAGAAAGCCAACGCGGGCGACGUACCGGAGGAGCUGGUGACGUUGCCAAUGGCAUAUGCAACCGCCUUACACGGUCUUGACACUUUGGCGAAGGUGGGACUCAACGAGGUAGUCCUCAUUCUCCACGGCAGCGGUAAUUGUGGUGCCGCGGCCAUCGCACUCAGCAAACACAUGGGCGCCAGAACGUACGUGGCGGUUCCAACGAGCACGGAGGGAGCGACUGUCGCAGCACUAUUUGAUCUGCCGCUGGACCAUAUCAUCUUUGAUGUUGACAACAACCUUAUGUCAACAUUGAAGCAACGUACCGGUGGGGUAGCGGCGGAUGUGGUCUUCAGCUCAGCUUAUGUUUCACCCACUGUUGCCCACGAAUGCUGGAGAGAUCUCGCGACGUUUGGUCGAUUCAUCGAGAUCGGCCGCAAGAAGAGCCUGAAGCGCAGCGCUUUGGAUACGGUCCCCUUGGCCCGAGGCGCGAGCUAUAUGGCAUUUGACAUUAUUGAGCUAUACCACCAGAAGCCGCAACUCCUAUCCGCGUAUCUGCGCCAAACCCUUUCACUCUACCGACAAAACGCAAUUUCGCUGAUCUCUCCCAUCGAAAAGCGGAACAUUACCGAAUACGACCAUGCAGUGGCAGCUUUCAGCGACGACUUUGCUGCUAAGAAGACGGUGAUCGAAUAUGCGGAGUCGGAUGGCCUGAUCGACGUUCAACCUCGUCGGAUGCAAAUACGCUUCCGGCCUGACGCGACAUAUUUCUUAGUCGGCUGUCUUGGAGGUCUGGGUCGCAGUUUGACUUCCUGGAUGGUUCAGCGCGGCGCUCAUCGGUUCGCAUUUCUGUCACGAUCGGGUACUGACAAGGCGGACGCUGCGGAUUUAGUCCGUGCCCUCGAAGGAAUGGGCGUAACCUGCCAGGUCAUUCGAGGAGAUGUUACAAACAAGGAAAACGUUCAAGCGGCGAUCCAGAGCAUUCCGGCCAGCCACCCUGUCCGCGGCGUGGUUCAUGCCGCCAUGGUGCUUCGCGAUGGUCUCUUUCAUUCCAUGUCCCAUGACAGUUGGAAAACUUCAAUCGGCCCCAAGGUCACGGGAGCGAUUAACUUGCACGAGGUGCUGGCGAACACGGACCUGGAUUUCUUCCUCUGCACCAGCUCGACCUCGGGUAUCCUGGGAACUCCUGGUCAAGCCAAUUACGCAGCAGGAAACAGCUUCCUGGACUCUCUUUGCCGGCAUCGCGUGUUGAGAGGGCAGCCAGGAUCGUCUCUGGUGCUUCCCAUGGUCCAGAACGUUGGGGUUGUGGCAGAGAACCCCGAGAUUGAGGCCGCGCUGCGUCGCAAGGGUAUCUACGGAAUCUAUGAGACACACUUGCUGGAGGCGAUCGAGGCGGCAGUCUUGACGCAAAGUAGCACCCAUCCGGCCGAUCAUCUCAUCGUCGGUUUGGAUCCCAGCAAGCUGAGCGAGUCGCUGUCGAGCAACGACGUCACUGACAGUUUCUGGACCGAAGACGCGCGAUUCAAAGGUAUCAUGGCGGCAGUCAAUGCAAACGCAUCAGCCAAUCAUGGGGGCGCAGAAGAUACAAUCCUUAACGCGAUCAAGCGAGCGGGCUCACCGGACGAGGCUCGGGGCAUGGUCACAGAACACUUCACCACCAGGCUCGCUCGGCUACUUCUCCUCGAAUCCGAUGUAUUCGAGCCUGACACGAUCCCUAUCGUCGAUUACGGGCUGGACAGUAUGAUCGGAGCCGAGUUGCGCAACUGGAUCUUCAAGGAAUACGACCUGAAUAUUCCUUUUCAGCAGCUGUUAAGUCCGAGUCUCACAAUCACCAAAUUUGCGGGCGUUGUCUGCGAAAACCAAGGACUGGCCUGA
Messenger RNA from Penicillium chermesinum, 6963 nucleotides. Its product is annotated as type I polyketide synthase. NCBI's taxonomy places the organism in Eukaryota, Fungi, Ascomycota, Eurotiomycetes, Eurotiales, Aspergillaceae. The record is from RefSeq and is a predicted model, not a curated record. Gene Ontology annotation, molecular function: 3-oxoacyl-[acyl-carrier-protein] synthase activity; fatty acid synthase activity; oxidoreductase activity. Bases 1 to 6963 code for a protein of 2320 amino acids. Gene Ontology annotation, biological process: secondary metabolite biosynthetic process; fatty acid biosynthetic process. The transcript is spliced from 7 exons.